Molecule: messenger RNA, 2040 nt
Organism: Morchella sextelata
Lineage: Eukaryota; Fungi; Ascomycota; Pezizomycetes; Pezizales; Morchellaceae
Exons: 2
Coding region: 1-2040 (679 amino acids)
Cellular component (GO): nucleus
Molecular function (GO): DNA binding
Source: RefSeq, a predicted model, not a curated record
AUGCCUCCCAAGCGUCAGAAUUUCACCGGUUUGACUCCGAUUCAAAAAUAUGAGCUUUGCAAGCUACGGGAAAGGCAUCCAAAGAUGAAAUUGUCGGAAUUUGCACUGCUUGCCGAUUGCCCAAAAAGAAGCGAUGGGAGCCCACUAGCACUCUCUAGUCUUUCGGACCAUUUGAAGGAUUGGAAGAAGCGUGCAAACGCCGGUCCACCUGAUGGUCCAAAUGCGAAAAAACAGAAACUGCGAGCUGCAAAUUUUCCAAUUUUAGAGCAUUUUUUGAGCCUUUGGAUAGACGCAGCCGAGUCUCAGCGUGUCCCGGUUACCGACGAUGUAAUCCGCUCCCAAACGAAGAUAAUUCAGAGCCAAUUGGUACAAGCUGCAGUAAACGAAAACUACGAAAACUUUGAGCUAUCAUCGGGUUGGCUAGCCAAUUUCAAAACACGGUUCAACAUCGGUAGAUUAAAAAAUUAUGGUGAUGCACCAACGAUCGAUGAAUCCAUGCUACCUAUUUGGAGACGCCAAAUAGCAGAGCAGCUGGCACCGUUUGCUGAAAAUGAUCGUUAUAAUUGUGAUGAGAGUGGAUUAGUCUACAAUAAACAGCCUAAAACAUCGAAUGUGCAUAAAGAGAAGGGCAAACUUAUUGCGGUAGGAGGAAAGGAUGAUAAGCUUCGGAUUUCAACUUUUCAUAUUGUUAAUUCAACUGGAACGGAUAAGAGAAAGCUAUGGGUGGUUGGUCGUGCCAUGGAGCCUCACGCAUUCAAAAGAAACCGAAUCAAUACUGGAAACCUACCAGUUAUCUAUCGCAGCAAUAAGAAAGCAUGGAUGAUUACCAGCUUAUGGUUCGAAUUCCUGCGCAAUUUGAAUGUAGAGAUGCGAAUUGAAAGACGACAUAUUGCAUUGGUAACCGACAACUGUCCUACCCACCCCGAUCCAGCAAAUCCACCACUCAAUUGGACUGGACCUACUCCACCAGAGUUGACAAACGUAACUCUAGUAUUCCUUCCACCCAAUACAACAUCUAUUUUACAGCCCCUCGAUCAAGGUAUUAUCAGAUCAUUCAAAGCAGCAUAUCGUCGGAGAUAUGCAGAUAAUAUGGUUCAGCACUUCAAUCUACACGCCAUACGACCAGACAAAAUUGAUAUACUACAGGCAAUAUAUCUGAUGUCCGAUGCAUGGGAUUCAGUAACGAAGGAAACGGUCAUCCGUUGCUGGAAGAAGGCAAAUAUCUGCGGAGAGAAUGACUUGAAUGGGCCUGACAACUGCCAAAACAUGAAUCCCAACAUCGAACAAGAUUUUGAAGAUCACCAUCAACACUUCAUUGCUCGAGAGAGAAAUUACUGUCAUAUCGCAAUGCGGGAAAUCUUUGAACAUCCUUCAAUUCAACGACCCGAUCCUGAUUUCCCACCUGCCUUCGAAGAAUUUUUCAAUUACGAUGAAGAUAAUGAAGAACCAUUGCCAAAUGAUGAACUGAAAUUCCCUGAUGCGGCCGUGAUUGUUCAAAGAGGAAUUGCAGAAGGUAUUCUCUUGAAAAACCCUGAUGAGCUCGACAGAUUCCUAUCAGCGGAGAAUACAAGUCAGUUGGACGAUGGAAGCAUAUCAGACUCCGAAUCAUCAGUUACAACAGCAGCCGUACCUCAACCACUUCCAAUUAUAACAAUUGACGGUGCAAUUCAUUAUGCCAAUGAGCUCACUCGGUAUCUUCAAUCGAUGAAGAUCACUGAACUUUACACACCGAGUGGUAAAGAGUUAUCUGUAUCAGAAUUAUCAACCAAAACCGUUGAGCUCCGCAAUGCACUCUUCAGGCACAAAGCUACCUCUAACACCCGGCAAACCUCAAUCAAUAACUUCUUCAAACCGGCUCUUCUUGUUGUUCCAGGGUCAUCAGUUAUCAAUUCAGAUUAUAUUAAUUUGCACUACCCAAUGGAGCCGAGUGACUACAUAGAUGAAAGACAGAGUAACUGUGUCCCAACAGUUUGGAGGUCCAGCAGCGGAGGAGAAGGUAGUAGCGAACUGGAGAACAUGUACCGUAGACUUCUAGAAUGA